AUGAAGGGUAUUGCAGCCUUCUUGCUGGUGCUGUGUUACCUGGCCAUCAGUGAUGCUGCCUGGACCUGCACCGAGGCUCCGCGGCUGUAUAAUGUUCAACAGGUUGACGCCGGGCAGGGGAAAGUGGUCGUAAGAGACUCAAACUACUAUACGUAUUUCCUGGGUGGAUACUCUUGGUACAAACUGAGCACAACCAGACUCAGGCAUGUCUCAGUGGGACCUGCAGGACUCUGGGGAACUGGCACCGAUAACAGGGUCUACAAAUACGUAGCUGGCCAAUUUCUACCUUCCUCUGGUGUGUCUAUGCUGCAGGUGGACGCUGGAGGUGAUGAUCAGGUCGUGGGAGUUACUCCUACCUCGUACGCCUACUGCCUGAGAAGCGCGUCAGCUUUGGCCUACAGUGGAGUGGGCACCCUUAGUUGGAGUUACCUGUCGAGGCGUUUGAGGUACUUCAGCUGCAGCCCGCAGAACGGAUGCUGGGGAGUCGACACGAGUUACCGGGUCUACUAUUCAGUGAAACCAAGCAACUGCGGCCACUCUGGCUGGAGAGUAUUGAACGGGCGUCUGAAAAUGGUUGAAGUGGGGACUGACGGAAGGGUUUUUGGAGUGAACACGGCAGGCCAGGUCUUCGAAAGAGCUGGCAUUUCCAGUCGUAUCCCCUAUGGCACAUCCUGGGUCACCGUCCCAAUGUGCAUGUCAAUCCGCCACGUGAGCUACGACCUGCGCAAACUUUGGGUGGUUACCAACUCUGGCUUGGUCAUGCACUGCAAAUCCUAA
This is a messenger RNA of Anoplopoma fimbria (sablefish), 777 nucleotides long. RefSeq names its product fish-egg lectin-like. The transcript has 5 exons. Bases 1 to 777 code for a protein of 258 amino acids. The record is from RefSeq and is a predicted model, not a curated record. NCBI's taxonomy places the organism in Eukaryota, Metazoa, Chordata, Actinopteri, Perciformes, Anoplopomatidae.